AUGGAAGGUGAAGAGCGUGCUCACCGUAACGCCCAUUUCCAAGAAGAGUUAGAAUCUCUGAAAGCAAGCGUGGCUCGCCUCACUAGCUUACUCGAGCAAACACUUAGAAAUGCCUCUAGUGAAGGUCCUUCCAACCGGCCUGCUAUUUUUGUUCAGCCUCCAACAACCGCUCAACCCGAAGAAACAAUGAGUGAACAUGGUCAAGAACCUCCAUACAAUCCAACUUUUAUGCACUCAAUGCCACCGACACCAGCCCCUGCGGUCAUAAAUCCAUUUGUCAAUGAGUCCCACAAGACCAAGUCAUCCGAUAACACUGAUCAAAAUAAGAUGGCAGCGCUGGAAGCCCGAAUCAGAGCCAUUGAAGGGGUAGACUUGUACAAUCCAGUACGGGCAGUAGAAAUGUGUUUGGUCCCAAAUGUGGUUGUCCCGAAGAAGUUUCGUGUUCCUGAAUUCAUCAAAUAUACUGGAACACAAUGCCCCAUGACUCAUCUCAAAUCCUACUACUUGGUGGAUGCUUUUGUCAAGCAAUACAAGUAUAAUGUGGACAUCACUCCUGACAUAACCAGUUUGUCCAACUUAGAGAAAAGGGACAAGGAAAGCAUAAGGGAAUAUGCUCAAAGGUGGAGAGACCUAGCUGCUCAAGUACAUCCUCCACUCCUGGAUAAAGAGAUGGUCACUCUAUUUGCCAACACGCUCAAGGACCCAUACUACGAGCAUGUGAUGGGUAGUUCGGCCCAACAAUUUACUGACGUUGUGGCAGUAGCUGAACGCAUAGAGCAAGGAGUAAAGAGUGGAAAGAGUGGUAGAAUCUCUGCACCUGUGGAGAAAAAGGGCUUUGAAGGUAAAAAGAAAGAGGUUGACCAUGUUGAGGGUAGGAAGAAUCCAUUUCAAAAAUACCACACUCUAUCCCCUUCACCCCAAAUUUCCAACAUCAAUCUCAACCCUACAAGAAAACCUGAGCCUCAAACCAAACACCAAAGAGUCCAAGAACAACUACCUCCAUUACCGCUGCCCUUAAAUGAGAUGUACCGAAAGCUACUGAGCAUCGGUUAUAUAGCUCCAGAACCCUUGACACCUCUGCAACCACCUUACCCUAACUGGUACAAGCCUGACCUCACUUGCGAGUAUCAUGCUGGUGCCGCAGGACACAACAUUCAUACUUGCAGUGCCUUCAAGAAGAGGCUCAUGUAUUUGAUUAAAGCUGGAUGGAUAACCUUCGAAGGAACUCCAAACGUGAGUUCGAACCCUUUACCCAAUCAUGCUUCAGGUACUGGAUCUGUAAUGUUUUGUAUUAAAAGAUAG
Molecule: messenger RNA, 1302 nt
Organism: Populus trichocarpa (black cottonwood)
Lineage: Eukaryota; Viridiplantae; Streptophyta; Magnoliopsida; Malpighiales; Salicaceae
Exons: 2
Coding region: 1-1302 (433 amino acids)
Source: RefSeq, a predicted model, not a curated record